Molecule: messenger RNA, 279 nt
Organism: Lachancea dasiensis
Lineage: Eukaryota; Fungi; Ascomycota; Saccharomycetes; Saccharomycetales; Saccharomycetaceae
Source: the annotation of a GenBank genome assembly
AUGGCUAAGAGAACUAAGAAGGUUGGUAUCACCGGUAAGUACGGUGUCCGUUACGGUUCCUCUUUGAGAAGACAGGUGAAGAAGUUGGAAAUCCAACAACACGCCAAGUACGACUGCUCGUUCUGCGGUAAGAAGACUGUCACCAGAGGAGCCGCCGGUAUCUGGACCUGUGCCAGCUGCAAGAAGACUGUGGCUGGUGGUGCUUACACCGUUUCCACUGCUGCCGCUGCCACUGUCAGAUCUACCAUCAGAAGAUUGAGAGACAUGGCCGAGGCCUAA